Monopterus albus (swamp eel) is the source of this 2635-nucleotide messenger RNA. It is a transcript of the gene ncdn, whose product is annotated as neurochondrin. Gene Ontology annotation, biological process: neuron projection development; regulation of neuronal synaptic plasticity. The coding region runs from base 103 to 2562 and encodes 819 amino acids. Lineage: Eukaryota; Metazoa; Chordata; Actinopteri; Synbranchiformes; Synbranchidae. The record is from RefSeq and is a predicted model, not a curated record. Gene Ontology annotation, cellular component: dendrite. The transcript has 9 exons.
AUUGGCUUCUUUGAGCUUUAGUUGGAGAGUUUACUUCCGGAAGGUUUUCACGAGCUGUUCUGUACGAGAGGUUUGUCAUUAACCUACGUAGUUACCAAGGUCAUGAUGGCUGACAGAGCAGACGCUACACCUGUGGCGAGCAGUCAUCCUCCUAGAAAAGAGGGGCACGGAGAUGGAGAAGGUGGAGGAGUGUCAGAGGGGGAUGCAGGAGGUGGAGGUGGACUGACUGAUGCCCAGAGGGAGGUGUUGGAGAGAUGUCUUCAUGCACUCAGGCAUGCUAAUAACGACAGUCACACACUGGCUGCUCUUCUACUGGUUACUCGUUUGUGCCCAGCAAGUCAACUAGACAAACCCACCUUAAGACGCAUUUUUGAGGCCGUGGGACUCAACCUUCCAGCUCGGCUUUUGGUGACAGCAGUCAGAGGAGAUGAGCCCUCUGGAUUACCCCCCUAUGAGCUCCUUUCACUGGGCACAGCUCUGUUGGCUGCCCUGAGCACUGACCCAGACAUGGCAUCUCAUCCUCAGCUCCUCACCACCAUCCCAUUCCUGCCGGCUGUGUCAAACCAGCACAAACAAACAGUCCACAAACAGAACCAAACUGGAGAGAUAAGAGAGAGUCCAGACUGUAAUUUUCAGUCAGCAGAGAGUUCAAGCCCACAACGUAAUCCUACCAAUGUGGCAAAGUCAGCAGAAGAGAGCGAGACUAGUAAGCAAAAGGAUGAUGAUGGCAGCGCAACACAUGGAGUACCAACAUUUAAAGAAUCAUCACCAUCUUCCAAACUUGAUGAGGCCAUGGCUGCUGACUGCUACCAGGUUCUGGCAGCUGUGUGUGCCUUACCCAGGGGUCCUGACCAGCUGCUGAGCAGGGGUGCUGUUCCUGCUCUGUGCCAAGCAGUGGAUCAAAACCAGACUUUAAGCCAUGAGAAGGGACUUUCCCUGCUUGGUUGCCUCCUCACAGGUAAAACAAAGGACAAAGCAUGGAGUAAACAUCCUGCGGAACUCCUCUCUCUACUGGUCAGGCUUUCUAAAGACAUCUGCCAGUGCACAGACCAGACCAGGCUGGAUAUGUGUUCCCAGUUGGUGCACUUUCUUCCACCAGCAGGAGUGGCAGUAGAGAGUGUGGAGCUGAAGGGAGUCAUAAAAUAUGUAUGGGGGGUAUUGAGACCCAUGAUGCAGGCUAAGUUGGCACCGAAACAGAUCGGGCCACUUCUGGUUCUCUGUGCGUGUCUGGUGGAUCUCUGUGGGUGGGAGAUGGUGGGGCCACCAAAGUUCUGCUGCUUACUGGUGAACCGGGCCUGUGUGGAAGUCAGGAUGGGUUUGGAAGAACCACCUGGUAACGAGCUGAGCCCGGACCUGCAGCAGACACUCACAGGCUGUUACCGAAUCAUGGAGGCCGCCAUAGAGCAGGCCUGCAUUCUGGGGUUGUCACAGACAGCUGUACCUCCUCAGAGCUCCAUCUCUUCACUCAGUCUGCAGCAGAGCAGACAGGUCCUUGGGGUGCUGGAGGAGGCCUUCUCUGCCAUAAUGUACCACCUGCAACAGGUGGGUCCUAGUCGCUAUGGUGAUCCUUUCAUUUUUGCCACGUUCCGCUGUCUGUGCUCAUGGCUGGCUGAGGAGACUUCCUGUCUGAAGGAGGAAGUGACCAGACUGCUACCACUUCUGAUAGACUACUCACGGAACCACCUGCAGGGUGAGAGCCCAGAGCAGGGCCUCUCCGAUUGGAUGACCAAUAUGUCCGUCAAUGAGCAGAGAGGUGCCUGGACGGGCCAACAACCUCUGAGGUAUCUCCUCCCAGCUUUGUGCCACCUGUCAGCUGAGGAAGGUCCCAGGAAGGUGCUACUCACCCACAACACCCCGGCCCUGCUGGUGGACUUCCUGUCACAGAGCUGGACUUCACUCAAAGGGAAAACUGGUGUGGCAUCAGCCAGGGAUCCCAGCAUGGAAACAUGCUUCUCAGCCCUCCUCAACUUCACUGUCACAGAGCCAGAGAGAGUCAGGAAGGACUCAUGUUUCAAAACCCUGGAGGCUCUUCUAAGUGAAGCACUUCCAGUUUUGGUGCAUAAACCUCACCUCCUCGUCCUAGCAGCCAACUGCUGCACUCUGGGACUAAUGAUUGGCAGACUCAAAGCAGCUCCUUCAGGAUCAGUUGAAGCUGGCCAGAGGCUGUUCUUCUCCACAGCUCUACGGUUCCUCCGCAGCGCCCUGGAUUCAAGCUGCAGCCCUGGUCCGGUUAAGGUGAGCUCCAGGUGGGAGGAGAGUUGGGAUGAGGCUGCAGAGCUUUGGAGGUUGGGUGUGCAGGCUCUGGGAAGCUGCAUCCACGCUCAGCCGUGGAUCAUCACCCUGGUCAGAGAGGAAGGCUGGCUCAAACACACGCUCACCAUGUUGGCUCAGUGUAGUGCACUUCCUGACCGGCACACACAGAACGCGCUAGAGGAAGCUCUGUGUGCCAUGGCAGAGCAGUGCCCACCCUGUAAACAGGAGAUUGUAGACAUGAUGAUGAGAAAUGACAAAGGAGCCUUGGGAUGUAUGAAGAACCUGAAGAAGUCAGUUGGAGUGAAGUGAAAUCAGCCUGCUCCUGACAGACAGUCUGUACUUUGAUGUAUUUCAAACUGUGAAAAUAAAAAGCACAACUGGC